CAAACCGGGCAACUGAUCACCUGGGAUCAAUCUCAUACUCCAUCUCAGCGUGUCGAACCUUUUUGUUUUCUCUUUCCAGAGGAAAAAAAGGAAGUUUGGACGCUCUUUCGGUGAUCAUCCGACGUCAGAUAAUUCAAACCAACCGACAUUCCCCGCCAUGAAGCCUACCAUCGCAGUCCCAGCCCUUGGGCUGUUGAUCUACCGUGCCUACUCGAGGAAAUCGUUGACGCCAGGAGGCCUGUUUGCGGCAACGCUCACUGGAAUAGCCCACGCCUACCACCCCUGGAACCUCCCCUUCGUGCUCCUCUGCGUCUUCUUUCUUGCUGGCACGCGCGUGACGCACAUCAAGGAAGAUGUCAAGGCCAAGCUGACGAUGGCCUCCAAAGGCGCAUCUGGUGGUGAAGGACCACGAACACACGUCCAAGUCUUUGCCAACUCUCUCGUCGCCUCUAUCCUCUCCGUCAUUCACGCGUACCAACUAAAUCAGCGUGCCGCCUCUCAAUCUCCCCUGCAGGCCGGCACAACCUACCAGGACUCUCCUUCUCUAUGCUUCUCCUGGGGCGGCGACCUGCUUGUCGUGGGCAUCAUCGCCAACUAUGCUGCCGUCGCUGCCGAUACCUUCAGCUCCGAGCUCGGAAUUCUCGCCCGGGGCCCGCCUCGGCUGAUCACCUCCCUCUCGCUGCGAAAAGUCCCGCCCGGCACGAACGGCGGUGUGACGUUGACAGGUCUUGCCGCGGGAUUCUUGGGGAGCAUGAUCAUGGUGGUCACUUCGAUGCUCUUCAUCCCUUUUUGUAGUCAACAGACGGCCGGGAAACUGGGCAGCGGCGGCGAGCCCUGGACGCAGGGCCAGCACCGUACAUUCAUGCUGGCUCUGACGGUGUGGGGAUUUCUAGGCAGCGUGCUCGACUCCUUCCUAGGCGGCAUCUUCCAGAGGAGCGUGCGGGAUGUGCGAACGGGCAAGAUUGUGGAGGGCGAGGGUGGGGAAAGAGUGCUUGUUUCGGCUACAUCUGGCGGGCAGAGACAGAAGGCUGGUGAGGAUACAGGCUCUGCAGUGACAAACCAGGCUGAGGGCGAGCCUGGGGCCAAAUAUGAUGCAAAGAACAAGCACCGCAGGUCAAGCUUUGGGGAUGACAGGCCCACGAGGGUGGUGGAGUCUGGAUGGGACAUCCUUGACAACAAUGAUGUGAACUUCCUGAUGGCGUUCACCAUGAGCAUGGGAGCGAUGCUAGGUGCAGCCUGGUACUGGGGUGUCUCUCUUGAAAACCUACAGACGUUCUGAAGGGGCAUGGAUGUAAUGGGCUUUGGAGGUGCCACAUAGCAGACACCAUAUAUAUAGCUCAGCCGCCCCUCAGCGCUCGUUCACAUCAGUGCAAACUAAACAGUUUCCACCUCC
Molecule: messenger RNA, 1393 nt
Organism: Cryphonectria parasitica EP155
Lineage: Eukaryota; Fungi; Ascomycota; Sordariomycetes; Diaporthales; Cryphonectriaceae
Exons: 2
Coding region: 158-1279 (373 amino acids)
Cellular component (GO): membrane
Source: RefSeq, a predicted model, not a curated record